This is a messenger RNA of Vicugna pacos (alpaca), 4938 nucleotides long. The record is from RefSeq and is a predicted model, not a curated record. NCBI's taxonomy places the organism in Eukaryota, Metazoa, Chordata, Mammalia, Artiodactyla, Camelidae.
GUCAUCACUUGCGAGUGAGCAGGACUGUGUGAGUUACGGAGGAGGAGGAUGUCCCUGGUGCUAGGGCCGCCCCCUCCCCAAGCAGGGAACUCAGGGGCCAGGUGUGGGGUUUGCAUGAGCUGGGUUCCUCCUGGCAGCCUGGGCAGGGCUGAGUUGAACUCCCAGGAGGUGUCAGGACACCUGUGCCACUCAGUGUUGCCUCAAGUGGGGCCUCUCCACCAGAGCUGUGCAGCCGUGGGCACGAUGUCCAGGACCUGAACUUUGACCUAAAGGAGCCAGGCAGGUGGGAGCCUACCUGGGCCGGGGCCCCCUCUGGAGGCGUUUACAGCUGGAUGUUCACCCUCGUGGGCACAGGGUGGGGCCGGGCCAGGGGCCGCAGGGACGGAAAGGGGCUGAGCCUCGCUCUCCAGUUAGAGCAGUCGGCCUGUGGGGCCUCAGGCCCAUAACCAGGCUAAGUCCCUGCGAGGCUGGCCGGCAUCCACACUGCCUCUCGGCAUCCACAGAUGCCUGACCAUGCCUCUGCCCAGCCAUCUCCUGCCUGCCCUGGUUCUGUUCCUGGGUGAGUAGUGGGGCCUGGCUCCUGAAACAGGAAUGUCUGGGGGCUCCAGUAGUGGGCCUGUUAGGGAAGGAGGGUGCAGGCCCUGGAUGACCUGCCUCUAGGGACGCACAGCGAGCCCUCGGAGUCCUAGAGAUUGCCCCGCUGGGGAAGGGGCAAAGGUUCUGCUCUCGCUGGCCUCGACUUCCACCCAGGCUCCACGCUGAGAGGGCCCUGAAAGCAGACCCUAGUCUGCCACUCUUGACCGGGAUGGAGCCUGAGGGGGCCUGGGCUGCCAGCUGAUGCGGCCGCUUGCCAGGGGCACCCUGCCGACAGCCCCUCCGCUUCCUGGCUGGGCCCCGGUUCCCUUCCCCAGGUCCCUCGUGAGCCUAUAUACCCCUGCCCUGACAUGCAGUCAGCCUUGCCAGGGCCAGAUGCCCUCGGCUUGCCCCCAUCAGGGACCCUCAGGUGGCAGCUCUCUCUGGGUCCCAGCCCCCUUCCUGCAUGAGCCCCUGGCCUGGACCCCAAAGGAAGGUGACCAGUGUCCUGAUAUGCCUGAGCCUGGGGUUUCUGGGCCAUGGAACCAUCCAGAGCAAACUGGGGUGUGGGGCCACUGUGCCCCAGGCCACCUGGUUGCCUCUCUGUUGGCAGCAGCGUCCCCAGGCUGGGCGUGGGUCCCCAGCCGCUGCAGGCCCCCCCGGGAGGCUGUGUGCAACUUCGUGUGUGACUGCAGGGGCUGCCUGGACGAGGCCCAGUGCGGGUACUGCGGGGCCCUGCCCACCCUGGACGCCCCCUUCGCCUGCAGCUUUGAGCAGGACUCCUGUGGCUGGAGGGACAUCAGCACCUCGGGCUACAGCUGGCUCCGCGGCAGGGCGGGGGCCGCGCUGGAGGGGCCGGGGCCGCUCGCAGACCACACUGUCGGCACUGACCUGGGCUGCUACAUGGCUGUCGGCACACACCGCGGGAAAGAGGCGUCCACUGCAUCCCUGCGCUCCCCGGUCCUGCGCCAGGCAGCCCCCACCUGUGAGCUGAGGCUCUGGUACCACACAGCUGCUGGAGACGUGGCUGAGCUGAGGCUGGAGCUGACCCACAGCACCGAGACGCUGACCCUGUGGCAGAGCUCAGGGCCCUGGGUUCCAGGCUGGCAGGAGCUGGUGGUGGCCACUGGCCGCAUCCUGGGUGACUUCAGGGUCACCUUCUCUGCCACUCGAAAUGCCACGCACAGGGGCACUGUGGCCUUGGACGACGUGGCCUUCUGGCGCUGUGGGCUGCCCACCCCUGAGGCACGCUGCCCCCUGGGGCACUACCAUUGCCAGAACAAGGCCUGUGUGGAGCCCCACCAACUGUGCGACGGGGAGGACAACUGCGGGGACCGUUCCGAUGAGGACACAGCCAUCUGCAGCAACCACACGGCCACCGAUUUUGAGACCGGCCUAGGCCUGUGGAACCACUUGGAGGGCUGGGCCCGGAACCACAGCAUGGGCGGCUCCCAGUGCCCCACCUGGCCGCGCCGCGACCACAGCCGGAACAGUGCUCAGGGCUCCUUCCUGGUCUCCGUGGCCGAGCCCAGUGCCCCCGCCGUUCUCUCCAGCCCUGAGCUCAAAGCUUCUGCCCCCGACAACUGCUCACUCGUCUUCUAUUACUAUCUGCAUGGAUCCAAGGCCGGCUGCCUCCAGGUGUUCCUGCAGACUCAGAGCCCCGGCGCCCCCCAGGCCCCCGUCCUGCUGCGCAGGCACCACGGGGAGCUGGGGGCCGCCUGGGUCCGAGACCGUGUUGGCAUCCAGAGCGAGCACCCCUUUCGGAUCCUCCUGGCCGGGCAGACGGGCCUGGGGGGAGUCAUAGGCCUGGACGACCUCAUCCUGUCUGCCGGCUGCAAACCAGUCCCAGAGGUGUCUGGCCCACCUCCUGGGCUCUGGGCCCCAGGUCCCUGGCCGCAGCCGUCCAGCCUGCAGCUCUGGAAUUUCUGCGAGCCAGGAUAUCUCUUUUGUGGGGACCUGUGUGUCCCCCCAGAGCAGCUGUGUGACUUCCAGCAGCAGUGCCUUGGGGGCGAGGACGAGCAGGACUGUGGCACCACGGACUUCGAGUCCCCCACGGCCGGGGGCUGGGAGGACGCCAGCGUGGGGCGGCUGCAGUGGGCACGUCUCCCGGCCCAGGAGAGCAGGGUCCCUGGCACCGGUGCCGCCAGGGCUACUGCUGGACACUUCCUGUCCUUGCAGAUGGCCUGGGGGCAGCUGGGAGCGGAGGCCCGGGUCCUCACACCCACCCUGGGCCCCUCCGGCCCCCGCUGUGAACUCCACUUGGCUUACUAUUUUCAGAGUCACCCCCAAGGCUUCCUGGAGCUGGUCGUGGUGGAGGGCAGCAGCCGCGAGCUGGUGUGGCAGGCCCCGGGCAGCGGCACUGGGGGCUGGAAGGUGGACAAGGUCCUGCUUGGGGCUCGUCGCCGGCCCUUCAGGCUGGAGUUUGUCGGGCUGGUGGACUUGGACAGCCCUGGCCAGCAGGGCGCCGCAGUGGACGACGUGACCUUGAUAGGCUGCAGUCCCACGGUGGCCACCGAGAAAGACACAGAGGUCUCCUGUAACUUUGAACGGGACACGUGCGCCUGGUACACAGGCCACUUCACCGACGUCCACUGGCGCCGGGUUGAGAGCUGUGGCCCUAGGUACGACCACACCACAGGCCAAGGGUACUUCGUGCUCCUAGACCCCACAGACCCCCCAGCCCAGGGCACCGCUGCCCACCUCCUCACCCAGCCCCAGGUGCCUGCAGCCCCCCAGGAGUGUGUCUCUUUCUGGUACCACCUCUACGGGCCCCAGAUCGGGACACUGCGCCUGGCGAUGAGGCGAGAAGGGGAGGCAGAGUUGCACCUGUGGUCACGGUCCGGCACCCAAGGCAACCGCUGGCAUGAGGCCUGGGCCACCCUCCACCACCUGCAGGAUUCUGGCGUCAAAUACCAAGUGAGGCCCGGUGCCGGGCGGGGGUGGACAGGCACCAUGGCACUGGACGACGUGGCUGUGCGGCCUGGGCCCUGCUGGGCCCCCAGGCACUGCUCCUUCGAGGACUCGGCCUGCGGCUUCUCCACGGGGGGCUGGGGCCUCUGGAUUCGCCAGACCAAUGCCACGGGCCCUACCGCCUGUGGCCCCCGUGUUGACCACACCACACAGACACCUCAGGGGCACUACAUGGUGGUGGACAUGAGCCCGCAGGCGCUGCCCCGCGGCCGCAUGGCCUCCCUGACCUCAGAGGAGCACAGGCCCCUGGCCCGGCCAGCCUGCCUGACCUUCUGGUACCACCUGAGCCUCAGUAACCCAGGCACUCUACAGGUUUACGUGGACGCGGCUGGAAGGAGUCAGGUGCUCCGCAUUAGCAGUCAUGGAGGGUUUGCCUGGCGUCUGGGCAGCGUGGAUGUGCGGGCUGAGCAGGCCUGGAGGGUGGUGUUUGAGGCCGUGGCCGCCGGCGUGGAGCACGCCUACAUCGCGCUGGACGACAUGCUCCUUCAGGAUGGGCCCUGCCCUCGGCCAGCUUCCUGUGACUUCGAGGCUGGUCUGUGUGGCUGGAGCCAUCUUCCCUGGCCCGGCCUGGGUGGGUACAGCUGGGACUGGAGCAGUGGGGCCACACCCUCCCGCUACCCCCAGCCCGCCGUGGACCACACCCUGGGCACAGAGGCAGGCCACUUUGCUCUCUUUGAAACCAGCGUGCUGGGCCCUGGGGGCCGAGCGGCCUGGCUGCGCAGCCAGCCACUGCCCGCCACUCAGGCCUCCUGCCUCCGCUUCUGGUACCACAUGGGCUUUCCUGAGCACUUCUACAAAGGCGAGCUGCGGGUCCUGCUGAGCAGCGCCCGGGGUCAGCUGGCCGUGUGGGGCACUGGUGGGCGCCAGCGGCACCAGUGGCUGGAAGGCCAGGUGGAGGUGGCCAGCGCCGAGGAGUUCCAGAUUGUGUUUGAAGCCACCCUGGGUGGCCAGCCAGCCCGGGGGCCCAUUGCCCUGGACGACGUCGAGUUUCUGGCCGGGCAGCGCUGCCAGCUGCCUACACCCAGCCAGGGGGACACGGCAGUGGCCACAUCAGUGCCAGCCGUGGUCGGCGGCACCGUCUUGCUCCUCAUGCUCCUGCUACUGCUUGGACUCGUGGGAUGGCGCUGGCUGCGGAAGGGGCGCUGCCUCUCCAGGCGCAAGGCGGAGGCCGUGGCCCCCGGCUUCGACAACAUCCUCUUCAGCGCGGACCACGUCACCCUGCCACCAUCGGUCACCAAUGACCAGUAGAUCACCCAGAGAAGACCCCAGCUCCUCACCUGUGUUCCUCACCUCCCCAGGACCCUGGCCCCAGGACCAACACUUGCCCCUCCCUCAGGACGCGCUGACCCCUGCGUCCAUCACCCUCCACAGACUGCCCCCACAGACCCGGGUUUG